GUUUUAAAAAAAAAAAUUUAAGUAAAAACAACAAUGUGGUAUUAAAGUUUGGCAUGAUUUGAAGAAAACCCGUUCACAAUGAAUAAUUUAAUUCAGACACUUAUCAAAAUUUCAGAGACUCAUCCACAAUUACAAAAUAAAACAGAAAAAGUAUUUCAGGGACAUGCAACACCAAGUACAGGACUGACUUUGGAGGAAUUCCGUUCGAAAUACCAAAAAAUGCAUAACGAAGAGUUCCCAAUUUCGCAGGAUCAAAACAUCACAAUUGAAUUCUUGCUCACCUUGCGUUUAAUGUCGACUCAUCGUAGAAGAGGUAGAAGUCAAGUAUUUUAUUUAUUGGAACCAAAAACUGAAAUAAUAUCCUUUAUUCGCGAUACUGGGUUUCUGCAAUAACACGUCAUGCUAUAUUUGACGUUAUAUAUUUUUAUAUAUCAAGCUUAAAAUCUCUUACUGUAGUUCAAUUCUAAAGUUGAUCAAUUUUUAUAAAAUUUAUAUACAGAGAUAAAAAUUAUGUCACUCGGUGGAAAACAACAGCAUCUUAUUUAGAAAUCGCUUCCUAUUACUAUUAAUAAACAGUUAUUUCAUAAA
Molecule: messenger RNA, 588 nt
Organism: Teleopsis dalmanni
Lineage: Eukaryota; Metazoa; Arthropoda; Insecta; Diptera; Diopsidae
Exons: 2
Coding region: 79-393 (104 amino acids)
Source: RefSeq, a predicted model, not a curated record